Molecule: messenger RNA, 1269 nt
Organism: Chlorella variabilis
Lineage: Eukaryota; Viridiplantae; Chlorophyta; Trebouxiophyceae; Chlorellales; Chlorellaceae
Product: expressed protein
Exons: 11
Coding region: 1-1269 (422 amino acids)
Source: RefSeq, a predicted model, not a curated record
AUGCCGCGGCGUGUCGUCACUCAGCGCAGCACUGACGACUGGGCGCAGCAAGGCGAGAGUGGCGCGUAUUACAGUGGCGGCGAUAGGACCCUGUCAUUUGAUGUGUGCGGCGGCUUCGCCCAGCAGCGCGUGGCACUGCUGUCCGGUGUUGUGCUUGCCAUGGAGCUCAACCGCACCAUGGUGCUGCCGCGCCUGCUGCUGGAUGGCACGGCACCUGUUGAUUACUACCUGGCGCUCGGCUGCCAGCAGUUUGUGGGCAACAGCGUAUCUGUGUUCAGUGCGCUGCUCAUUAUGGAGCGUUGGCAUGCGGGGCGGUUUGCCACUUAUUACAAUGGCGGCAACAUCCCGCUGGAGGCCUUCAUGCCGCUGUACCAGAUGCCCUGGGUGUUCACGUACAACGAUUGGUCGGCGGGCACCGAGUAUGAUUAUAUGGUGAAGGCGGCUGUGACCUCUGGCAUCGAGGUGGCCCGCAUGAAGCCGUACUGCAUGUACAGCGGCAGCACGUCUGCGGAGAUGUACCAAUGGUUCCUCAGCAAAGGAGUCACCAUCAUCCAGCACGAGCCAGCGUGGCGGGAUGCCCUGAUCAAGGAGGGGGCACGCCACAAGGAGCAGAACCUGGUACACUCCCACCUCUACAAGACCGGGGGCACCCUGGUGGGCACCUUCCAGCGCAUCGACAUCCCCAUCCUGCGCCAGUUUGACCAGUACAACUAUGUGCUGUUCACAGACUGUGACGUUUACUUCCGCCAGCAGAUGAAGCUGGUGGACUGGGGCACGCCGCUGCCUGAAGCGGUGGGGAUGGGCUACGAGGGCCAGGAUGUCUUUCCCUACAACGCCGGCAUCAUGCUUAUGAACAUGCCUUUCAUGAGGAAGACAAACAAGAAGUUUCUGAACUGGAUCGUGUCGCAGAGGAAUGGCCUGUACUACCCAGGCAAGUGGUAUGGUCCGCUGGACCAGGGUGCCUUCAACCAGUUCUAUGAGAAAGAGAUCAGGGGCAAGCCGAUCAGCAAGAACUUCAACGCAAUGAUGUUCCACCAGUUCAGGCCGGAUGCACGCAUCGUGCACAUGAAUGGGCCAAAGCCCAACCAUUACUUGCAGUGGCUUACAAGCGGCAAGUGCGCGUUUCGGGACAUGUGCGAGCUGGGCGUCAACAACGGCGCAUGCGAGUAUGCAAUGGAGUAUACUCGGUUUGCCCCGGGCUGGGAUGUGGCGAUCACGCUGCGCAAGCUGUGCGGCAACCUGCAGGCUGGAAUAUGGCACGCCGGAUGA